UAAAACGACAACUACUUCUCCUGUAAAAUGGUUCUUGAAUAGUCUUCUCCUUCCUCCCCACACAAACCACUCCGAAGCUUCUAAGCGAGGAAAACCUCUUUCGCUCCGAAGCUUCUUGAAAUGUCAAAGCUUGGUCUCCUUCGAACCGCAAUGAGCUCAAAAUUUUCCUCUAUUCGUACGGUGCGGACUACCUAUAAGCAUGGCUUCGUCGCCUUCCCCGCAAGGCAGUUUUCGACCGAAUCAGAACCGCAGCAGACACAGGACCAAGCCGUCGAUUCCUUUCUUAGAACCUCAGCCCCUGGUUCAUUAUAUGCAAAAUUGACUGGUUGUAUUACUAGAAAUACAUUGAAGACGGAUAUUGUAAAUUUGCUAGAAGGGUGCAACUUGAGUCUGGAGGAUGUCAAAGUUGAGUAUUUUAGGGACUACAAUCCCUCUGCAAUGUUGGUGCAUUUUGAUUCUCCCCAGGCUUAUGAUCAGGCAUUUAAGAUGAUUAUGAGAAAGGGCCGCUUUUAUAAAAUGGAGAAGGUUGCGAAAUCACAAUGGGACACCAUAGCGCCUUAUGAUGGAAAAACUGUUCUACUUCAAGGAAUCCCGCUAAAUGCAGUUCCAGAAGAUGUUGCACGCUUUCUGUCUGGUUGCGAGUUCGAUGCAUCCUCCAUCCAGAUUUUUCAGAAAGCAACAGUCCCGGAUAAGAUGGCAACUGUACGCUUCCCUACUCAAACUAAGGCAAUGAAUUGUUUCAUCACCAAGAACAAGGGAUUCUGUCUGAAUAAUCAAGUCUUGGUUCGUGUACUCCAGUGAUGGUUCUUUUUUUUUUUUCUUUUAGGAGAAACGGUAUUGAAUUGCAGCAUGAUAUAAAAAAAUGAGGAGAGGAGUUUGUAAGAUUUAACAAGUUUCUACUUAGCCAUAGAAAUUGUGGCUUUAUGUAAUUCGGUGUUAUAAGAGUUUUUCUUUUCAAUUAAUGCUCAUCCUUUCUGAAAGCAUGUUUAAACACUAAAAUAAAAAGACAAAAGUUCCUAUGGUUUUGAGA
Cannabis sativa is the source of this 1030-nucleotide messenger RNA. RefSeq lists its product as uncharacterized. Lineage: Eukaryota; Viridiplantae; Streptophyta; Magnoliopsida; Rosales; Cannabaceae. Gene Ontology annotation, molecular function: nucleic acid binding. The coding region runs from base 121 to 801 and encodes 226 amino acids. The record is from RefSeq and is a predicted model, not a curated record. The transcript has 6 exons.